GUGCUGCUUUCAAACCUGACAGCUAAUGAAUGGUUUUGUUCACUUUUUAGACGAGACAAGCUAUGGAUUUGCAUGGAGUUUUGUGGAGGUGGCUCUCUGCAGGAUAUUUAUCAUGUGACUGGACCACUUUCAGAACAGCAGAUUGCCUAUGUUAGCAGAGAAACUCUACAGGGACUGUAUUAUCUUCACAGUAAAGGAAAAAUGCACAGAGAUAUAAAGGGAGCAAACAUUCUUUUAACGGAUAACGGACAUGUAAAAUUAGCUGAUUUUGGAGUGUCAGCACAGAUAACAGCAACAAUUGCCAAAAGGAAAUCGUUCAUUGGCACCCCAUAUUGGAUGGCACCAGAAGUUGCUGCAGUAGAAAGAAAAGGUGGCUAUAACCAACUCUGUGAUCUGUGGGCAGUUGGAAUAACUGCUAUAGAGCUUGCUGAACUUCAGCCUCCAAUGUUUGACCUACAUCCAAUGAGAGCGCUUUUCUUAAUGACCAAAAGCAACUUCCAGCCUCCUAAAUUAAAGGACAAAAUGAAAUGGUCCAAUAGUUUUCAUCAUUUUGUGAAAAUGGCACUUACAAAAAAUCCUAAAAAAAGACCUACAGCUGAAAAAUUACUACAGCAUCCUUUUGUUACCCAGCCAUUAAAUCGAAGUCUUGCUAUUGAACUUUUGGAUAAAAUGAAUAAUCCUGAUCAUUCCACUUACCAUGAUUUUGAUGAUGAUGAUCCUGAGGUAGGCAGUGACAAACUCAAAGCAAGAAGUGUGAGGGCAAUGAAGAGAGACUUCGGGGCCCUGGAACGACUGGUCAAGGGAUCAGGAGCACAGGUGGUGUUCUCCUCUGUGUGCCCAGCUGCAGCAUAUGACGGGGAGAAACAGGAAGUGCCAGCAGAUCAAUACCUGGCUCCAAGCCUGGUGUCACUGGCAGGACUUCAGGUUUUUUGA
Messenger RNA from Merops nubicus (carmine bee-eater), 933 nucleotides. Its product is annotated as mitogen-activated protein kinase kinase kinase kinase 3-like. Gene Ontology annotation, molecular function: MAP kinase kinase kinase kinase activity; ATP binding. Gene Ontology annotation, biological process: protein phosphorylation. The annotation marks the transcript as partial. The record is from RefSeq and is a predicted model, not a curated record. NCBI's taxonomy places the organism in Eukaryota, Metazoa, Chordata, Aves, Coraciiformes, Meropidae. The transcript has 10 exons.